Messenger RNA from Peromyscus maniculatus bairdii (prairie deer mouse), 7433 nucleotides. Lineage: Eukaryota; Metazoa; Chordata; Mammalia; Rodentia; Cricetidae. The record is from RefSeq and is a predicted model, not a curated record.
UAUUUGUUUCCGGCCGAAGGGGCCGGGCCGGGCCGGGCUGCUGUCCGCAACCGGUGCGGGCAGACGUGCCGCCAUCAUGUCAGACACGGACAGCGAUGAAGAUUCCGCCGGAGGAGGACCAUUUUCUUUAACCGGGUUCCUGUUCGGAAACAUCAAUGGAGCAGGGCAGCUGGAGGGCGAAAGCGUCUUGGAUGAUGAAUGUAAGAAGCAUCUUGCAGGCUUGGGGGCUUUGGGUCUGGGCAGCCUGAUCACUGAACUCACGGCAAAUGAAGAAUUGACAGAGACUGAUGGUGCCUUGUUAAAUGACGAAGGCUGGAUUAGGAGUAGAGAAGAUGCUGUGGACUAUUCAGACAUCAAUGAGGUGGCAGAAGAUGAAAGCCGAAGAUAUCAGCAGUCGAUGGGGAGCUUGCAACCCCUUUGUCACUCAGGAGAUUAUGAUGAAGAUGACUAUGAUGCUGAUUGUGAAGAUAUUGAUUGCAAGUUGAUGCCUCCCCCACCACCACCACCAGGACCAGUGAAGAAAGAAAAAGACCAAGAUGGUAUUACUGGUGGGUACCAGGUCCAAGUGUCUGAAGAUGGAGAAGGCAUCAUCUUGCCCUCCAUCAUUGCCCCUUCCUCUUUGGCCUCAGAGAAAGUGGACUUCAGUAGUUCCUCUGACUCAGAAUCUGAGAUGGGACCUCAGGAAGCAACACAGGCAGAAUCUAAGGAUGGAAAGCUGACUCUACCAUUGGCUGGGAUUAUGCAGCAUGAUGCCACCAAGCUGUUGCCAAGUGUCACAGAACUUUUUCCCGAAUUUAGGCCUGGAAAGGUGUUACGCUUUCUACGUCUUUUUGGACCAGGAAAGAAUGUCCCAUCGGUUUGGAGGAGUGCUCGGAGAAAGAGGAAGAAGAAGCAUCGUGAGCUUAUACAGGAAGAGCCAAUGCUGGAGGAAGAGUGCUCAGCAGAACAAGAAGUCAACCAGAAAUCUCUGUGGAACUAUGACUAUGCUCCACCUCCACCUCCAGAGCAGUGUCUCUCUGAUGAUGAAAUCACAAUGAUGGCUCCUGUGGAGUCCAAGUUUUCCCAGGCCACUGGAGACACAGAUAAAGUGAUGGAUACCAAACCAAGAGUGGCAGAAUGGCGUUAUGGACCUGCCCGGCUGUGGUACGACAUGCUCGGUGUCCCUGAAGAUGGUAGUGGGUUUGACUAUGGCUUCAAGAUGAGGAAGACUGAACAUGACCCCACAGUACAAUGCAAAAUGAUGACGAAACUAAGGAAUCUCGAGGAGGGCAAUGGCAUUGAUCUUCUGGCAGAUGAAAACUUCCUAAUGGUGACACAACUGCAUUGGGAAGAUGACAUCAUCUGGGAUGGGGAGGAUGUCAAACACAAGGGAACAAAACCUCAGCGUGCAAGCUUGGCAGGCUGGCUUCCGUCCAGUAUGACUAGGAAUGCCAUGGCCUACAAUGUCCAGCAAGGUUUUGCAGCCACACUAGAUGAUGAUAAACCUUGGUAUUCCAUUUUCCCCAUUGAUAAUGAAGAUCUGGUAUAUGGACGUUGGGAGGACAAUAUCAUUUGGGAUGCUCAGGCAAUGCCCCGGAUUCUGGAGCCUCCUGUAUUGACACUUGAUCCCAACGAUGAGAACUUGAUUUUGGAGAUCCCCGAUGAGAAGGAAGAAGCUACUUCUAAUUCUCCUUCCAAGGAGAAUAAGAAAGAAUCAUCUCUGAAGAAGAGUCGAAUUCUCUUAGGAAAAACAGGAGUCAUCAAGGAAGAACCACAGCAGAACAUGUCUCAGCCAGAAGUGAAAGAUCCAUGGAAUCUCUCCAAUGAUGAGUAUUACUAUCCCAAGCAACAGGGUCUUCGUGGUACUUUCGGAGGGAAUAUUAUCCAGCAUUCAAUUCCCGCAGUAGAAUUACGGCAACCCUUCUUUCCUACUCACAUGGGACCCAUCAAACUCCGGCAGUUCCAUCGACCACCUCUAAAAAAGUACUCCUUUGGGACACUAUCUCAGCCAGGUCCACACUCAGUCCAGCCUUUGCUGAAGCACAUCAAAAAGAAGGCAAAGAUGAGAGAGCAGGAGAGGCAAGCCUCAGGUGGUGGAGAGAUGUUUUUUAUGCGCACGCCUCAGGACCUUACAGGCAAAGAUGGAGACCUUAUUCUUGCAGAAUACAGUGAGGAAAACGGACCAUUAAUGAUGCAAGUUGGCAUGGCAACCAAAAUAAAAAACUACUAUAAAAGGAAACCUGGAAAAGAUCCUGGAGCCCCAGAUUGCAAAUAUGGAGAAACUGUUUAUUGCCAUACAUCUCCUUUCCUGGGCUCUCUCCAUCCUGGCCAGUUACUGCAGGCAUUUGAGAACAAUCUUUUUCGUGCUCCAAUUUAUCUUCAUAAGAUGCCAGAGACGGACUUCUUGAUGAUUCGAACAAGGCAGGGUUACUAUAUUCGAGAAUUAGUGGACAUUUUUGUGGUGGGCCAGCAGUGUCCCUUGUUUGAAGUUCCUGGUCCUAACUCCAAAAGGGCCAAUACACACAUCCGAGACUUUCUGCAGGUUUUUAUUUACCGCCUCUUUUGGAAGAGUAAAGAUAGGCCACGGCGUAUCCGGAUGGAAGAUAUAAAGAAAGCCUUUCCUUCACAUUCAGAAAGCAGCAUCCGGAAGAGGCUAAAGCUCUGUGCUGACUUCAAACGUACAGGGAUGGAUUCAAACUGGUGGGUGCUGAAAUCUGAUUUUCGUUUACCAACUGAAGAGGAGAUCAGAGCUAUGGUAUCGCCAGAACAGUGCUGUGCUUAUUAUAGCAUGAUAGCUGCAGAGCAGAGACUAAAGGAUGCUGGCUAUGGAGAGAAGUCCUUUUUUGCCCCUGAGGAAGAAAAUGAAGAGGAUUUCCAGAUGAAGAUUGAUGAUGAAGUUCGUACUGCUCCUUGGAAUACUACAAGAGCUUUCAUUGCUGCCAUGAAGGGCAAAUGUCUCCUGGAGGUGACUGGAGUAGCAGAUCCCACAGGCUGUGGUGAAGGAUUCUCCUAUGUGAAGAUUCCAAACAAACCUACACAGCAGAAGGAUGAUAAGGAGCCUCAGCCAGUGAAGAAGACCGUCACGGGAACAGAUGCAGACCUUCGUCGCCUGUCUCUGAAAAAUGCCAAACAACUUCUUCGUAAAUUUGGUGUGCCUGAGGAAGAGAUUAAAAAGUUGUCCCGCUGGGAAGUUAUUGAUGUGGUACGCACAAUGUCAACAGAACAGGCUCGUUCUGGAGAGGGGCCCAUGAGUAAAUUUGCCCGUGGAUCAAGGUUUUCUGUGGCUGAGCAUCAAGAGCGUUACAAAGAGGAAUGUCAGCGUAUCUUUGACCUACAGAACAAGGUUUUGUCAUCGACUGAAGUCUUAUCAACUGACACAGACAGCAGCUCAGCCGAAGACAGUGACUUUGAAGAAAUGGGGAAGAACAUUGAGAACAUGCUGCAGAACAAGAAAACGAGCUCUCAGCUAUCUCGGGAAAGGGAGGAGCAGGAGCGGAAGGAACUCCAGCGGAUGCUACUGGCAGGCUCAGCAGCAGCAGGAAAUAAUCACAGAGAUGAUGACACAGCCUCGGUGACUAGCCUUAACUCUUCUGCCACUGGCCGCUGUCUCAAAAUUUACCGAACAUUUCGAGAUGAAGAGGGGAAGGAGUAUGUUCGUUGUGAGACAGUCCGAAAACCAGCUGUUAUUGAUGCUUAUGUGCGCAUACGUACCACAAAAGAUGAGGAGUUCAUUCGAAAAUUUGCCCUUUUUGAUGAGCAGCAUCGAGAAGAGAUGCGAAAAGAACGGCGGAGGAUCCAAGAGCAAUUGAGAAGACUUAAACGAAACCAGGAAAAAGAGAAGCUGAAGGGCCCUCCUGAGAAAAAGCCCAAAAAAAUGAAGGAACGCCCUGACCUCAAACUGAAAUGUGGAGCCUGUGGUGCCAUUGGGCACAUGAGGACAAACAAAUUCUGUCCCCUUUAUUAUCAAACAAAUGCUCCACCUUCUAAUCCUGUUGCCAUGACAGAGGAACAGGAGGAGGAGCUGGAAAAGACAGUCAUUCAUAAUGAUAAUGAAGAACUUAUCAAAGUUGAAGGGACCAAGAUCGUUUUGGGAAAACAGCUCAUUGAGAGUGCGGAUGAAGUUCGCAGAAAAUCUCUGGUCCUGAAGUUUCCUAAACAACAACUUCCUCCCAAGAAAAAACGGCGGGUUGGAACCACUGUUCACUGUGACUAUUUGAAUAGACCUCAUAAAUCCAUCCAUCGGCGCCGGACAGACCCUAUGGUGACACUGUCAUCUAUCUUGGAGUCUAUCAUCAAUGACAUGAGAGAUCUUCCAAAUACAUACCCUUUCCAUACUCCAGUUAAUGCAAAGGUUGUAAAGGACUACUAUAAAAUCAUCACUCGGCCGAUGGAUCUACAGACACUCCGUGAAAAUGUGCGCAAACGCCUCUAUCCAUCUCGAGAAGAAUUCAGAGAGCAUUUGGAACUAAUUGUGAAAAAUAGUGCAACCUAUAAUGGGCCAAAACACUCACUGACUCAGAUUUCUCAAUCCAUGCUGGAUCUCUGUGAUGAAAAGCUCAAAGAGAAAGAGGAUAAGUUGGCACGUUUAGAGAAAGCUAUCAACCCCUUGCUUGAUGAUGAUGACCAAGUAGCGUUUUCUUUUAUUCUGGAUAACAUUGUCACUCAGAAAAUGAUGGCAGUUCCAGACUCUUGGCCAUUUCAUCACCCAGUUAAUAAGAAGUUUGUUCCAGAUUAUUACAAAGUGAUUGUCAGUCCAAUGGAUUUGGAGACUAUACGUAAGAAUAUCUCCAAGCACAAAUACCAGAGUCGAGAGAGCUUUCUAGAUGAUGUAAACCUUAUUCUGGCCAAUAGUGUUAAGUACAAUGGGCCUGAGAGUCAGUAUACUAAGACUGCUCAGGAGAUUGUGAAUGUUUGUUACCAGACAUUAACUGAGUAUGAUGAACAUUUGACUCAACUUGAGAAAGAUAUUUGUACAGCUAAAGAAGCAGCUCUGGAGGAAGCAGAAUUAGAAAGUUUGGACCCAAUGACUCCAGGACCUUACACACCUCAGGCUAAGGUUACUGAGGGGCCAGGUAUAAAGAACCCUCAGAUACUUCUUCAAGGUCCAGAACAAGGAAAGGCUCUUGGAGUUGUAUGGGCAGAUUGGGUCAAGGGGGCUUGGCCUCCUGAUUUGUAUGAUAACAGCACAUCCCUCAGUGUUUCUCGAGAUGCCUCUGUAUAUCAAGAUGAGAGCAAUAUGUCUGUCUUGGAUAUUCCCAGUGCUACUUCAGAAAAGCAGCUAACACAGGAAGGUGAAGAUGGAGAUGGUGAUCUUGCAGAUGAAGAGGAAGGAACUGUACAACAGACUCAAGCCAGUGUCCUGUAUGAGGACUUGCUUAUGUCUGAAGGGGAAGAUGAUGAGGAAGAUGCUGGGAGUGAUGAAGAAGGAGAUAACCCUUUUUCUGCUAUUCAGCUAAGUGAAAGUGGAAGUGACUCUGAUGUGGGAUCUGGCAGUAUAAGACCUAAACAUCCUCGUGUGCUUCAAGAGAAUACGAGGAUGGGCAUGGAAAAUGAAGAAAGCAUGAUGUCCUAUGAGGGAGAUGGUGGGGAGGCUUCCCGUGGUUUGGAGGAUAGCAACAUCAGUUAUGGGAGCUAUGAGGAACCCGACCCCAAGUCGAACACCCAGGAUACAAGCUUCAGCAGCAUCGGUGGGUAUGAGGUAUCAGAGGAGGAAGAAGAUGAGGAAGAGCAGCGCUCUGGGCCCAGCGUACUAAGCCAGGUCCACCUCUCUGAGGACGAGGAGGACAGUGAGGAUUUCCACUCCAUUGCUGGAGACAGUGACUUGGACUCUGAUGAAUGAGGCUUCCUUUAAGCCUCUUCAAUCAGCCUGGUCGAUUACCUUUCCCUCAGCUUAUUUAUAUGUGUAUAGAUAAUGAUAUCACCAGAUUACUACCCUAGGUUUAGUAAUAAGUAAAUAGUAAUCAUCUCUCCAGAUCCUGGAGUAGCAAGUUCUUUUCCCUAACCACUACCAAGAAGAGAGAGCAGACUCACUCUUCCCCAUUACAUGCCUUUAAUGGCAUUUAUUGUUCUUCGUGUAGAAACAUAGCACCAUUUCACUUAUAAUUUGCAAGCAGGAAUAGAUGAAAAUCUGUCUGCUGGAAUAGAGAAUUAGGUACUGAUGGGCUGGCUCUGUACCACGCUUAAGAUAUAAACAUAUUGGACAAACUGUUCAUGUGUUACUUACGUAGAUAUACAAUGCCUUGUUCCUAAAUAGAUUACAGGAACAUAGCUAUAAAUCUUUGAAACAGGCUGUGUAUCCAAAAUAAUAGGUGGCCAUGUAAAUGUGCUCUCCCUCGCCCUAGGAAAAGUUAUAGGAAAAAUGGUAAGUUUCUUAUAGCCAAGACUGUCUUUUGUUGCUUUUUAUGCUUAGGAUAUGGUUCUAUGCAAAGUAGGUACUCAGUAAAUGUUCUUAAAAUCAUGAAAUCCCAACAGAUAUGUUACUGUGUAUCUGUUUCAUGCUGAGCAUUUUAUCAGAUCCUUGGAGUGCAAAGGUUAAAUAAGAGCUUGUCAUCAAGUCGGGGGAGGGAGAGUAGAGUUCAAACCAUGUUUAUAAAUUAUUAGAACUGUAAGACAAAUACAAUCAAGAAGCUUAGCUGUAAAGUACAAAGAAAAAUUGAGAAGAGAUCAUGUGUGAAAAAGCAGAGAAGUCUUCCAGAGGCCACCUGAAAACUGAGUGUUGAAGAAGUCAUUGGUAGGAGUGUAGCAGCUCAAAAAGUCCAGGCAGGGUGUUAACAUGAAGGGAAAAGUUGAAAGUCUAGAUAUGACAGAAUGUGUUUGUACCUGCCUUGUUUCAGAAAGGAUGCUGGAAUGACUAGACAUGACACUGAAAGACAACAGGAAGCAUAUCUUCAAGAGCUUUGCAUUUGAGCCGGGCGAUGGUGGCGCACGCCUUUAAUCCCAGCACUUGGGAGGCAGAGGCAGGUGGAUCUCUGUGAGUUCGAAGCCAGCCUGGUCUACAAAGUGAGUUCCAGGACAGCCAGAGCUACACAGAGAAACCCUGUCUUGAAAAAAAAAAACAAAAAAAAAAAAGAGAGAAAGAGAGAGAGAUUUGCAUUUGAUACCAGUGAGUGAAUUUUUUAUUUAAGGAAAUGAAGUCUAGAGAAGUGCAUUAGAUUCGUUUCAAAAUUUUUCUGGAUAUUGAAUGAAGACAGAAUUUGAGUCAAAUAAUAGACACGUUAUGAUCCCAUUUGUGUAAGAGUAAAAAAACAGGUGUAUAUGCUAUGUUUGUAUAUACUUGUAUGUGCAAAGGGAAAGAUGUGAAACUGUUAAAUUGUUCACAGUGAACCUCUGCGGAUGGGAAUAGAGAGGAUGUGGUUCAUUUGGUUUAUGUAUACUGAAUAAGUAUUCUGCUUUUAUUUCUGUAUCGUUUGAGUUUUUAGUGUGUAUUGUUUUUGUAAUAAAUUUUUUUAAAUUUA